This is a messenger RNA of Vanessa atalanta (red admiral), 5224 nucleotides long. Its product is annotated as transient receptor potential-gamma protein-like. The transcript has 17 exons. The coding region runs from base 169 to 3567 and encodes 1132 amino acids. Gene Ontology annotation, cellular component: membrane; cation channel complex. NCBI's taxonomy places the organism in Eukaryota, Metazoa, Arthropoda, Insecta, Lepidoptera, Nymphalidae. Gene Ontology annotation, biological process: regulation of cytosolic calcium ion concentration; calcium ion transmembrane transport; manganese ion transport. Gene Ontology annotation, molecular function: protein binding; inositol 1,4,5 trisphosphate binding; store-operated calcium channel activity. The record is from RefSeq and is a predicted model, not a curated record.
CUCCGUCUGGCUAAAGACGCGUCGCCUGACAGCGCCGCUCCCGCCACGCUGGAGGCGCUACGCCGUCACUCGCGGCAGAUCGCCGCGCGCCGCGUCCGCCGUGUGCAGUUCACUGAGCGAGCAAGAGAUGGCGCUCGCGGUGAUGGUGCUGAGAGCGGUGGUUCCGAGAUGUCCGGCGGCAGUGGUGGCGCGGGCGACGGUGAAAGGCGGCCCUCCACCUGUCGCGUUGAGCUGGGCGCGUUGCUGGCGCCUGAGCCUCGUCCGCUCGACAACAAGGUUAAGCGGCACAGCAUACAUGGUAUGACAGAGGAAGAAAAUGUGGUCCGCCCACAUCAAGAGAUGGCUGUUCUGUCUCUCGAGGAGAAGAAAUAUCUGCUCGGAGUAGAGCGGGGUGACGUUGCGGGAACUCGACGGGUACUGCAGCGGGCGCGUGACACCGGUCACAUCAACGUAGAUUGUGUGGACCCUCUCGGAAGAAGCGCACUGCUUAUGGCCAUUGACAACGAAAACCUGGAGAUGGUUGAGCUGUUGCUUGAAUUUGGUGUGGAGACGCGAGAUGCAUUGUUGCACGCAAUAUCUGAGGAGUUUGUGGAGGCGGUGGAAGCACUUUUGGACCAUGAAGAACGAACGCGUAAGCCAGGCGAAUUGCACAGUUGGGAGGCACUUCCACCCGAGACGGCAACGUUCACAUCUGAUAUAACUCCGCUAAUCCUAGCUGCGCACCGUGAUAGCUACGAGAUCAUCAAGCUUCUGUUGGACCGCGGUGCGGCGCUGCCCGUUCCGCACGACGUGCGCUGCGGCUGCGACGAGUGCGUGUGCUCGCGUCGAGAGGACUCACUGCGUCAUUCACGUUCGAGAAUCAACGCAUACCGCGCGCUCGCCUCUCCAUCGCUUAUCGCUCUUUCAUCGAAGGACCCGAUCCUGACGGCUUUCGAACUGUCAUGGGAGUUGCGACGUCUUUCGGCCUUAGAACACGAGUUUAAAACGGAGUACCAGGAACUACGCAUUCAAUGUCAGGAAUUUGCUACCGCGCUGCUUGAUCACACGCGCACUUCGCAUGAGUUGCAAGUGCUGCUCAACCACGAGACAGGCUCACCUCAGGCACCACUCACUGAGCCCGGGGCACCCGAGCGGAUGAGAUUGUCUCGUCUAAAACUUGCCAUUAAGCUGCGUCAGAAAAAGUUCGUAGCUCAUCCAAACGUUCAGCAACUGUUGGCUUCUAUCUGGUACGAGAGUGUUCCGGGAUUUCGUCGCAAGAACAUGCUACUUCAGGCGGCGGAGAUGGUGCGGAUCGGUGCCAUGUUCCCGUUGUACUCUCUGGCUUACAUCGCAGCACCCCAUUCAACAGCUGGAAGAACACUGCGGAAGCCCUUCAUUAAAUUCUUGUGCCACUCGGCUAGCUACUUUAUGUUUCUCUUCUUGUUGAUCCUGGCGUCGCAGCGCAUCGAGACUGCGGCGAGUGGUAUGCUGUGGGGCGCACCUCACGGAGCUCCCCUGUCUCGUCGUGGGGCACCGCCCUCGCUAGUGGAGUGGCUUAUUCUGGCCUGGGUCAGCGGUUUGAUCUGGAGCGAGGUAAAGCAACUCUGGGACAUGGGGCUUCGCGAGUAUGUACAUGACAUGUGGAACGUAAUCGAUUUCGUGACUAACUCGUUAUACGUCGCCACGGUCGCGCUGCGUGUGGUUUCGCACUUUCAGGUUCGUCGAGAAAUGGGGAUGGGACUUCAAUGGAACCAACCAAGAGAGAAGUGGGACGCUUGGGAUCCAAUGCUACUUUCUGAGGGUCUCUUUUCUGCCGCUAAUAUUUUUAGCAGUUUGAAGCUCGUAUAUAUCUUUAGCGUCAAUCCACACUUGGGACCGCUGCAGGUGUCUCUAAGCCGCAUGGUUUUAGACAUACUAAAGUUCUUUGUGCUAGACAUACUCGUCAUAUUUGCUUUUUCUUGCGGUCUCAACCAGCUGUUAUGGUAUUACGCCGAUAUGGAAAAGAAAAAAUGUAAUUCUGGAGCUUCCCUCACCGCCGCCAACGGCACGCUACCAGAUCCCGACGCUUGCAUCGUCUGGCGACGCUUUGCAAAUCUCUUCGAAACAAUGCAGACUUUGUUCUGGGCGGCUUUCGGACUCGUGGACCUGGAUUCCUUUGAACUUGAUGGCAUCAAGAUCUUUACUCGCUUUUGGGGAAUGCUUAUGUUCGGCACUUAUGCUGUCAUUAAUGUCAUCGUGCUGCUCAAUCUACUCAUAGCUAUGAUGAACCACUCUUACCAACUUAUAUCAGAACGGGCAGAUGUAGAGUGGAAGUUCGCGCGCAGCAAGCUGUGGAUCAGCUACUUCGAGGAAGGUGGCACAGCGCCACCGCCCUUCAACGUGGUGCCGUCGCCCAAAUCUGCUCUGUUUGCGUGGCGCUGGUUGCAGCGACGGCUGUGCGGACACGCACGCGCCAAGCGCGAACACAUGCGCACCAUCCGGAGGAAAGCGAAACAGGCGAACGAGCGUGACUUCCGAUACCAGGCGAUAAUGCGCAACCUGGUGCGUCGCUAUGUGACGGUGCAGCAGAGGCGCGCGGAGUGCGGCGGCGUCACAGAGGAUGACGUUAACGAGAUCAAGCAGGAUGUAAGCGCCUUCCGUUGCGAGCUAGUUGAGAUUCUGCGCAACUCUGGCAUGAACACCUCCACCGCCAACGCCGGAGCUCCCGGUGGAGGCGGCGGCAAGAAGAAUCGUCAGAAGGAGCGACGUCUGAUGAAGGGCUUCAACAUCGCGCCGGGCGGGUCGCUAGCACCCGUGGACGAAUUCCUGGCAUCACUGCACCACGAGCACGGUGGCGCACACGGUGCAGCGCACCACGCCUCACUCUCGGCGCUGCUGGGCGGCCGCUUGCGCGCUAGUCAGUCCAGCCUGUCGGACGGCGGCAGCGGCGCGCUCGGGCCGCGCCGCAAGCCCACUUCGCACAAGCGGCGCUGGGGCACCAUCAUCGAGGCCGCGCGUGCCGCCCGCGUCUCUAAGCUCAUCGGCCGCUCGCGCUCCGAGGACUCCGUCUGCGACCAUGCACGUCCGUCGCCGAGCGGUAGCGAACGAUCGGAUUCUGGAAGUGACUCACAGCGUAGUCCCGAACGAGUCACGCGUAGUGGACCGCUGCAUCCAUUGUCGGCACUAGCGGCUCUCAAACGAAAGCGAAAAAAAUUUUCGGACUCGCGCCGUGCUGCGGAAGGAGCUCGCUCCUCAGCCGGGGUGGCGGAGGCACUGCAGCGUGCCAGCUCCGUUCCUGCACGGGCUCCACCCGUUGCUCCGAUACGUGCCACUCGUCCACCACCUCCUUCCAUUUCACCCUCUACCACCGCCGAAAGUGUGCCUGGCAAAGGUGGUAGUCGAGAACCGUUGUUGGCAAGCCUCGACGAUGACGCACAUAAGCAGGAGACAUGCGGGCAGUGCGGGUAUGCGGCCGCAGCCGAGGCGCCGCCCGCGAGUGAGGACGCGGACGCGGACGACGCGUGCGGACGCUGCGCGUCGCUGGCGCGCCUGGCAGGCGUCACGCCGCUGCACGGACACGCGCCGCACCACUCAGCCGGCUGGCUCUAGCGAGUCCGACUGCAUCGUCGAUGAGGACGCGGUGGAAGAUAGAAUGACCGAUGACAAAAAAAUCAUAACUCGUAUAUUUUAAUGAGCGUCUUUAUACUAUAUGUAGAUCAUUGAAGUUGUGAAGAUAGCGCCAUGAAAUAAUUAUUUUAAAAUUGGUAUUGAUAAUCAUGAUGAUUCGGUUAAAAUAAACAUUCGUUCGCAACUGCAUUCAAAUAUGCACGCUAGUAGUCGUCAAUCAUACGAAUAUUCAUCAAAAAACUACGUACAUAUGAGUUAGGAAUUAGGUAGUUUAGUAGAUAUUUUCCUAUAAUUAUAAUAGUUAUCUAGUUAAAAAUUGUGACUAUUUAUCGAACACCAAUUAGUUAAGUAGAUGCAAUCUAAGAUUACUAAUAGUUUUGUGAUAAGGCCUAACUAUUUUAUAUACCUACGACUUAUAAUAUGUAUACUUAAAAUAUAUUAUUAAUCAAAUAGAUAUAGGUACCUAAAUAUUAAAUAUACGAUACUGUAAUGUGUUCCAGAAUGUUUUCCAGUUAUUAGUUACUUGGUCCGCACCCACGGAGAUAUAAUAGUAAUAUUUAGGACUAAGGUCGAACAAGAAGAAACAGGGAUUUUAUGUGAAACAUGUUGUCCAAUUUACUGAAACUGCAUUAUAUUUUCUGUUCAUAAUAAAUUCCUAUGAGCUUCGUGCACAUUGAUUCGUAUGAAAUCGCCGAGGGCUUGCUGUGACAUAUUUCACUGCAUCUCUAUGUUUAGAGAACUCAGAUUUAGCCAUCACCAUUUACAAAGUUGUUCAAAAUUGAGGUGAAUGCUUUAAAAUUCGACCUACCUCAAUUAAAGUGACCGAUAUUGGCUAGUUAUGUGCACUCUGCAUGCACUAAGAACGUAACGACAUUAGAAGCAAUAGGUGCCCGAAACUAGGUUUAACGAACACUCGCAUUUAAUCGAAACAUUUUGAAGUAUUUUAUAAAUAGAAUACUUAAAAGUAAUGCUAGUGGGUAGUUUAGUUGAAAUAGUUUGAUCUUUGGAGUACUUAACAACAGCUGCUAAGUUCAUAUAUAAUAUCCAAUAUGUGUUUAAAAUAUUCGUAUUACUUAUUUCUUGUAUUUCAUAAAGCGGUAACGCACAGUAAGAAAAUCGGAUUAUUUUUCUUUUUUUAGAAUUCUAAAAUGAUCUUACGGAAAUUGAUCCUUAUCUAGGUCAUUUUUAAUUUAACACAUGGUGCGCUGCUGUACAUUUAGUGUUUUCCGUGUCGAAGCUCUAGAGUGCUACUCUUCGACAUUAGUCGACCUUGGCGCCAUCUGUAGAAUCGGGCUCUUUAAAAGAUUUCCGACAUUAGUUAGACAGCAGGUGGUAAUUAUUUUUAAAUUUACAAUGAUGUGAUGUGAUAUAAAAAUUCUUAUGUUUACUUAUAAAAAUAUCUAAUGAUAAGCAGUACGAUGCAAAAGGCAUCAUUAUUUAAAAUAUUAUUAGAUUUUUAUUGAAUAUUGUAUCAGAUAUCUAUCUAUGAAUAAAACACACAUCCAUUUAAGCCGAGUUCUUCAAUUACUUUAGUAAUAUACUGAGAAAAACACGCUGUUGUUAGAUAUACCAGCUCAUAGGUACUAAUACACAAUACUUAGUAGUGUUAGAACGAAAGGGCUAUCAACGAUGCAUGCGU